Molecule: messenger RNA, 1160 nt
Organism: Ilex paraguariensis (yerba mate)
Lineage: Eukaryota; Viridiplantae; Streptophyta; Magnoliopsida; Aquifoliales; Aquifoliaceae
Source: the annotation of a GenBank genome assembly
UCUCUCUCUCUCUCUCUCUCUCUCACACACAAACACAGACAAAGAUGAAGAACAAUGUCAACAACGGCACAAAGCUUAUCCUUCUCCAUCCCUACAUCCAAAAGCAAGGAAGCUCCAAUCGUCUAUGGCUUCUAGCUUUCAUUUCAUUUUUCACUCUAGCCUUCCUUCUCACCCUCAUCUACACUAGAGAAUCCAUCACCACAACCACCCACACAGCUGCGUUGGCCGCUACCGGCUCCUGGAAUCCUCCCUUAUCAAAAACUGUGGUCAAGGCCCUUGUCCACUACGCUUCAAACUCCAACCACACCCACCGCAUGUCAUACACCGAUAUCAAACAAAUCUCUGACGUCCUCCGGCAAUGCUCAUCUCCCUGUAACUUCCUCGUUUUCGGCCUUACCCACGAAACCCUUCUCUGGAAAGCCCUCAACCAGCAUGGCCGUACUGUUUUCAUUGACGAAAACCGGUAUUACGCUGCAUACAUGGAGGAAAAAUACCCAGAGAUUGAAGCUUAUGAUGUGCAGUACACGACCAAAUUGAGAGAAAUGAAGGAACUUAUAGCAUCAGCAAGAGCACAGGUACACAAUGAGUGCAGGCCAGUACAAAACCUAUUGUUUUCUGAAUGCAAGCUUGGACUUAACGACCUACCUAACCAAUUCUACGAUGUGGAUUGGGAUGUUAUAUUGGUCGACGGACCACGAGGGUACGCACCAGACCAACCCGGUCGUAUGUCGGCCAUCUUCACCGCCGGCGUGCUUGCAAGGAGCAAAAAUGGUGGCAACCCAAAAACACACGUUUUUGUGCAUGAUUUCAAUGCAGAGGCGGAGAGAGCUUCCAGUGAUGAGUUCUUGUGCAAAGAGAAUUUGGUGAAGUCUAAAGAUUUGCUUGGGCAUUUUGUCCUGGAAAAAAUGGAUGCUAAUAGCUUCCAGUUCUGUCGCAGCCAUUCAUCAUCAUAGGAUGAUGACUUCUUCGUCCUAAUCGUAGUUACCAUCACCAAAUUAUACUCCUUUUUGGGUCAAUGUUAUAAAGAAGUAAAUUUGGUUAUUUAUGAUAUAUUAAAUGUUUUCAGGUUUUUCUUAUGAUGAGUGAGGGCAUGUAAAAAUAAUUCUUUUGGGAAUGGUAAACUUUAUUUUCCCUGGAUGAAAUGGAAUUGUUUGUCAUUU